Closterium sp. Naga37s-1 is the source of this 5742-nucleotide messenger RNA. The record is from the annotation of a GenBank genome assembly. Lineage: Eukaryota; Viridiplantae; Streptophyta; Zygnematophyceae; Desmidiales; Closteriaceae.
CAGAGUGGUGCGGGCACGAGGCGCACCGCAACCACUCCCGGAGGGAGGAGACUCUGGUCUCUCAAAGCAACCUCCAAAGCCCUUUCCCCCUCUCCCCCAUCCCCCUCCCCCCUCUGGCACAGAGCAGCGUGGUGCGGGCACGAGGCGCACCGCAACCACUCCCUAUGGGAGGAGGCGUGCAGUCCAGCGCACGAUGCAUUCGGGUCGCAAAAGAUCAGCGUGCGCAAGAAGGGCAAGGACCCUGCUCUCUGGGACAUAUACAUCGAGGAGCAGCCGGAGCCGCAUAAUUCCCAGUACUGUGAGGUGCUGGGGCGGCAGCAGCGCCUGUGGCUGCAGGACGAGGUGCAUGAUUCGAAUGCGCCGAUCAAGAUCAUUGUGUCGCCCUCGCCGCUCUUCACGAAUCCGAUGCCGCAGCCCUGCUCGCCGUUCCCGAAGCAGCUCUCCACUGCUGCCACGCUUACCGGGCCGUAUGGGUCCGAGCCUCCUGAUGAACCGGAUUUUGCAGGCUCGGCAGCAGCAGCAGCAGCACCUUCUGGUGCCUAUGGUUCGGUUUCCGAGCCUCCUUCUACGUCCGUUCCGCCUGUGGCGCCGGUUACGGAGGACCCAGUUACCAACGUAACACAGUGCACGUGCUCGGGGGACGACUGGGAGUGUUACAAGCCGGCACAGCUGCACUUUCUGGAGAUGCUCUCGCGGGUGGAAAAAGGGUGUGUGGUGCUGCUGACAGGCGACAUGGGGUACUCAGACAUCAAGGUGUUCCGGCCGGGGCCAGGGCGGGCAUACACGGAUCUCUACCGCAGCUCACAGCAUUAUCGCCCCAUCUACCAGGUCUGCAACGCGUGGACGCAUGACCCUCUCAAGAUGCGGCACCCCUCUGAGUGCUCCAUUGCCCCCGCCCCCUCCUUUGGCAUGGUGGAGGUGAGUGCUGCCGGGUACGCAAGCGCUGUUCUUCCGCCUGCAUGGCUUCCGCCCAGUGGCGCGCCUACUGGGAGCGGCGGGAUUUUCCGCCGAGAGUACAGUUUGCGGGACUUAGAGGUCCGGGGGCGGCGGGGAUUGGCGAGUGCUGCGGAAGCUGCGCCAGCGGCGGAUGCGAACGAGGUGGCGCGGAUGGCGGAAGCUUCCGCGGAACGUGCGCCAGAGGCUGCGGCGGGGGAGAGAGACUUGGAGAAACACGGGGCGCAGACGCGCGCAGAGGGCGGUGGGCGGAAAGGGGGGGGCAAAGGCGGGGGAAGCGGGUGGUGGGAGGCGGAGGAGAGGCGGAGGCAGAAGCGCGUGCCAGCGUGGGUGUUCGGGGAGUUCGAGCAUCCCAUCCGACGUGGCGGCCUGCCGUUGCACGCGUGGAUCGCGUUCAAGGUUCUCAAAGAUGCCGGCCUGGAACCCUACCUGGUGGGCGGCGCAGUGCGCGACCUCUUUUUGGGGCGCAUUCCCAAGGACGUGGACAUCAUAGUGGACGCGUCACCCGCCCACGUGGCACGUGUGUUCCGUGAGCGCAAGUUCCGCCCCGUCGUGAUUGGCCGCCGCUUUCCCAUCUGCCGAGUCUUCCUAAAAAACGCCGUCGUGGACAUUUCCAGUUUCGACAGUGAGCCAACCGCGGUGAUUUCCCCUGCUGUGUCCUCAAAAGACGAUGCACUCCUGGCAGCACCGGCCGCUCAGCCCCCCUCUGUUUUAGAACCAGAACAGCUUGCAGCAGCAGCAACAACAGCAGGGGAAGACGGGAGCACAGAUGGGAGCACCACCAGGGCUGCAAACGGGGCACAGGAAGCAGGGGGGUUGGAAGGGAGGGAGCGCUGGGAGGAGGUAGAUCUAGUGAAGGUUUUAUCUGUGGAGUCAGAUGGAUGGGCAGAAGAGGAAGGGGAGGAGGGGGAAGGGUUGAGGGCAGAAGGGGGUGCAGCAGAAGCAGCGCAGGAGGGGUUGGGUGAGGAGCGGGAUCCUGCUGCUGCUGCACGUGCUGCUGCUGAUGUUAGGAUUGCUGGGGCUGCUGCAGCAGCAGGUAUUGAUGGUGCCGCUGCGGAUCCCGGAACCACCACUGGUGGCGCUGCUGCUGUUGCUGCUGAUGAGGGCACUAAAGCUGGCGGCGCUGCAGCAGCGGAGGUGGAGGCUUUGUGUCAAAAGGAGUCGGAUGGGGUUCAGGUGGACUGGAGGAGCACGGCAGUGCGGCCAGCGGUGCAGCGGCAUGCGUACGUGUGGUCGGAGGGGGACGAGCGGCGGUGGCGUAACUCCAUGAAGCGCGACCUCACUGUCAAUGCCCUGUUCUUCGACCCGCAUCGGCACAUGCUCUUUGACUAUGUGGGGGGCACCCGUGACCUCUACAAGCAGACCGUGCGAGUCAUUGGAGACACGCGAGCCAGCUUCCAGGAGGACCCUGCGCGGUGUGUGAGGGCCAUUCGCCUGGCAGCGCGUCUGGGCUUCCGUCUGAGCACGGGGGCGAGCCGAGCUCUCAAGGCGCCCUCCACCCUGCCCGCUGUCGCCACUCUACCUCAGUCUCGCCUGCAAAUGGAGCUGGUGCAGUUGAUGUCCCACGGCGCAUCUGAGCCGUCCAUUCGCUUGCUCUGGCAGUUCAACCUGCUCCCUCUGCUGCUGCCGUUACAGGCGCAGUACCUGCGGGCAAAGAAGUUCUCUCAGAAGGCAAUGACAGACCGACCCGACCUCAUGUUUAUCCUUGCACUCUUCCCUCACCCUCCCGCCUCCCGUUCUCUCCCAUUCCUCACCCUCCUAGCUCCCAUUCCUCAUCCUCCGAAUUUCCUUCCCCUGCUGGCCUGUGCUGCCCUGCCUGCUUCCUUGGCGUUCCUGCAGGACUUGUUACACGAGCUGGACGCACUAGUGCAACCAGACAACCCAUGCCACCCAUCCACGUGGCUCUCCCUCCUCGCGCUCCACCUGGCGGCCUCUGAGUUGCCGAACCACCUCCGUCCUCUCGCCCUCCUGACAGCUGUCCUUGCCGCCCACCCCUCCUGUCCGUCCGCUCGGAUUGCGGCACGUGUCGCCAUCUCCUUUGCCCAGUCCUCCCAUCCAAACCUGUGCCAGAGGCUCGGUAUUCAGGGUCUGACCUGGUCGGCUGGGGAGACGCCGAGCCUGACUGGUGAAGGCUUGAGGGAGAAAGAAGGUAGGAUUGGGCCAAAGCAACAGGACGGACAGAUAGGAGAAAACAUUUAUGAUGGACGCAUUGGAGGAGAAGAGGAAGCGGGAGGAGGGCAGUGGGCAACAGAGGGAAGCAAGGGGAUGGAAGAAGAAGGUUGGGAGGGAUUUAGGGAGGUGGAGUGGGGAGGAGAGGAGGGGAUGGAGGGGGUGGGGAGAGGGGAUGUGGCGAGGGUGGUGAGGGGGGCUGUGGGGGCUCUGAGGGCGAGGAGGGAGGCGGUACUGCAGGAGCUGGCAGUGGUGGAGGGGCAGCUGGGGGAGGUGGUAUCUGAGAUGAUGCUCCGAGGGGGGGGGAUUGGCAGGUUCGCUGCUAGACUUGAGGGGGCAGGAGAGGGGGGAGGGGAGGGGAAAUGGGAGGGGGAUGGGGAGAAGGGGGAGACACAGGAGCGUAGGCAAUCGAUUGAAAAUCUGAGGUUACUUCUUUCAAAAGAGGGAGGUAGAGGAGAGGCAGAGGGGGGAGGCGGGGCAGCAGGGCAGGUGUUAACGCCUGACUUGGCAUCAGCAGUGGCUGAGAGCCUGGGAAGAGUGCGGGCGUGGGGGCAGCAGUGGAGAGAGGAGCAGCAGAUGCUGAGUGAUGUGGGCCAGUUGCUGGUCGCACUGGAGGGCACGGGAGGGAUGAGCGGAAUGGGGGAAGUGAGGACGGAUUGGGGGAGAGGAGGAGGUAUGGGAGAGGAUGGAUGCGAGGGGGAUGAGGGGAAGGCGGGGGAGGGUAGGGGGGGUGAAUCUGUGGUGGUAGGAACAAAGGAAGGCUCUAGUGGUGAUGGUGUGAGUGAUGGUGGUGAGUGUGACAGUAGCGAAGGGGAAGAAGGGGUGGUGUCUGCUUCUGAUGCUGCGGCUGAAGCGCAUGGCAGUGGCAGGCAGCAGAUAGCAAGAAAGAAGAAGCAGGCGUGGAGGCCUACCACAGAGGAAGAUAUUAUCCGGGCGGCAUCUCUUCUAGCAGUGAGGGCAUCACAGCAUGUGCACCACAUGGUGGAUGACAGGCUGCUCUCAGCAACACUGCACGACCUCACUGGCUUGGAGCGCCAUGACAAUGUGUUCAUACAGUACAAGGUGGCGCAAUCCACUCAUCAGCUUUUCCACGAGAUCAUAUGCAAGUCGGAGGUCAAUGAGGACGACCACGCGCUAUUGCACUUGAAGUCCAAGUCACUCCAAGUCCUUUCGGACGGUCUUGGAGGCAGUGGAGAUGAUCCCCGUGAUGUAGAGCAAGUGAAGGAGCUGCUUUCUCCGUUGAAGCCGGAGCAGUUUAGUAGCAUCAAGUUUGAUUUGAAUGAGGUGGCCUCCAUUCUGGACGCCUUCCGCAAGGCCUUGGAUUCCCCGCUCCCCCCCAGUCAUCUGGCGCUGCCAACCCUAGCGGAAGCGCUGCAGCUGGGGGGGAGUGGGGGGAGCGGUGCGGGAACCGGCAGCGCAGCCGCGGGGACGACCUUGCCAAAGGAAGGCAAGCUGACAGCGGAGCAGAACCAGCUGCUGGAGAUCGGCCUGCGGUCGCUGCUGCAGAGCCUCGUGGAGAGUGCGGCAGCACAGGGCGUGUCAGUGCUGAGUUACAGCCCCACAGGCCCGCCUGGUGUGCCAGGCAGCUCAGCCGCCGUCAUUCGCCUUCUCGACGUGGUGCUGCAUCUGUGCGAGGCGGGGCGCAUGGAGGGAGGGGUGGUGUUCCAGCUGUUGGAGGACCUCAUGGACCAGUCGCCCAUCGCCCACUGCCACCUCGUCUUCUCCUACAUCGAGUCAAAGCAGCACGUGCUCGCCAAGGAGCACAUCUUACAGAGAGGCAAGCUGGUGCUGCUGCGAGCGUGCAACCAGCUCGUGCGACGGCUGUCUAAGGCGAACGAUCUGGUGUUCUGUGGGCGGGUGCUCAUGUUCCUCGCUUACUUCUUCCCCAUCGCUGAGAAAUCAGCGGUGAACAUCAAGGGCGCGUUCAACACGUCGAAUAAGACCGACUACGCUCGAGAGCCCCCCCAAGAUGGAGGCCCUCUCCUGGAAUUCACGUUCUACACCACCUUCUGGAGCUUGCAGGAGUAUUUCAGCAACCCGGCUGUAGCACUACCCAAGUGGGCCGUAUUCUCGUCACACCUGCGCACCGUUCUUGACACCUUCGAAGCCCAGCCCCUGGGCACUGACGCUGAUCCAGGGGCAGAGGCAGGGACGGGCGCAGGGGAUGAGGCAGGCGCAGGGGCAGGCGAGGAAGGAGGAGCAGACGGAGCAGGUUUAGGGGCAGGAGGGGCCAGGGAGGGAGGAGAGCGGGGAGCAGGGGGAGCAGGGGGAGCAGGGGGAGCAGGGGGAGCAGGGGGAGCAGGGGGAGCAGGGGGGGUGGGGGAGGCGGUGGGGGAGAUGCUAGGGGCGUACAGCAUGAAGUAUCUGACGAGCACAAGCCUGCUGCAGUUGGAGCUAAGGGAUGGCAGCUUCCGACGCCAGUUCCUUGUGCAGUGCCUCAUCCUGCUAGAGUAUCUUAUGAUUCCAGGGAAGGCAGAGAAGGAUGAGAAGCGAGAAGCCAUGAGGGCGGAGGCCAGGGAGUUUGAGGCACGAGUGAAGAAGCUUUUGAGAAGGUUACCGCCGGGCGGCGAGGACUUUCUGACGUCUGUGGAGCAUGUGAUGCGGCGGGAGAAGCACUGG